UGUUUUUAUUUUAUUGAAUUUCUACGAUAGACAUGUAAAUGAAACAAUGUUUUUUUAUGUUAAGUCAAUUUUAGUUGUAAGCUAAAGUUAUAAGUAAAUAGCUACCUCACCGGUGACGUUUGCAUACCCGGAAGUAGUGACAGAGUGACUCCUCACUGUUUUUUUCUCAUAUCUAUUCUCUACUACUACAGUUCGGUUUUCACUUGUCCAGAAAUUGAAAAUGAGCAACUCCGAACAACCCAAAGUGACUUUUGCUCCACACAUAGUGAAAGAAGAGCUCAUGGCAGAAGGAAAGUGGCUGAAGCUGGAGAAGACUACAUACGUGGACAGAGCGGGAAAAACCAGGACCUGGGAGACGGUGAAAAGGACAACGAGGCAAACCAACACGGAGACAGAUGGCGUUGGUAUUAUCGCCCUGCUGAAGCGGACCCUCCAUAAAGACUGCGUAGUGAUGGUGAAGCAGUUUCGUCCUCCUUUGGGAUGCCACACUCUGGAGUUUCCUGCAGGGUUGAUCGACGAGGGGGAAACUGUAGAGGCUGCUGCACUGAGGGAGCUAAAAGAAGAAACCGGGUACAAAGGCGAGGUCGUAGGAGUCACUCCAGUGACCUGUCUGGACCCUGGUCUGUCUAACUGCACCACCCAGAUCAUCAUGGUCAACAUCAACGGAGAUGAAGGGGAGAACAUCAACCCAAAACAAGAGCUCGGUGAUGGAGAAUUUGUUGAAGUCAUUCUUUUACCACUUGAUGAAUUCCAGAAGAAAAUAGAUGAUCUGAUGAAGAAAGAAAAGAUCGUGGUGGAUGCUAAAGUGUACAUCUUUGCCAUGGGGAUGGUCCAGGCCUUCUUUAAGCCGAGGGAGCUCCCUGUCCUGAAGCAGUGAAGGAAAAAUGUUCAGGACGAGAACGAGACAAGAAGAAAUAGUCUUUUAUGUUACAUAGGGCUCCUACACAGGACUGGAAAAUCCGUAUUAAAAAGGACAUGGAGGACUUCCAAAUUGUAAUAAGAAUUUAUAUUAAAAUGUGUUUUAGCCACCAUGUAACCUCAUACUUCAAUUUUAGUUUCUAUGAAGUACUGUAUAAUGGCCACACAUAGAGUAAUAUGAAAGUUAGAAGACACAAUAAAACUUAGUGUGUUAAUCAUACUGUACACAAACGUCAAAUUACGAAAUGAAAGCCUUUGAUUUAGAAA
This is a messenger RNA of Etheostoma cragini (Arkansas darter), 1185 nucleotides long. RefSeq names its product nudix (nucleoside diphosphate linked moiety X)-type motif 5 (gene nudt5). Gene Ontology annotation, cellular component: nucleus. The coding region runs from base 221 to 877 and encodes 218 amino acids. Gene Ontology annotation, biological process: ribose phosphate metabolic process; nucleoside phosphate metabolic process. Gene Ontology annotation, molecular function: ADP-ribose diphosphatase activity. The record is from RefSeq and is a predicted model, not a curated record. NCBI's taxonomy places the organism in Eukaryota, Metazoa, Chordata, Actinopteri, Perciformes, Percidae. The transcript is spliced from 10 exons.